Messenger RNA from Lodderomyces parapsilosis, 168 nucleotides. RefSeq lists its product as uncharacterized. Gene Ontology annotation, cellular component: membrane. The transcript has a single exon. Lineage: Eukaryota; Fungi; Ascomycota; Pichiomycetes; Serinales; Debaryomycetaceae. The record is from RefSeq and is a predicted model, not a curated record. Bases 1 to 168 code for a protein of 55 amino acids.
AUGGAUUCAGAAAAGAUUGUUGCUAUUAUCCUUGCCAUUUUCUUACCACCAUUGGCCGUUUUCAUGAAGGAUGGUUUGGGACCUUCCUUUUGGUUGAAUUGUUUGCUCUGUAUCUUUGUUUGGUUCCCAGGUAUUUUACACGCCUUAUACGUUGUUCUUAAAGAUUGA